AUGUGCGACAGUGCGGGAGGGGACCCCAGUCCGGAUCCCGGCCGCUAUGCCAGCCUCUUUUCCCUCGGCGCGGAGCAGGCUGUGGCGUAUGCGCGGUUCAGGCCCAUGUAUCCCGAACGGCUGUAUGAUGAGAUUUAUGACUUCGCCAAGCUGCCGGUUUACGAAGCGGCGCUGGAUGUCGGCACGGGAAGCGGCCAGGCGGCGCUGGCGCUGGCGAGGAGGUUCGAGCGCGUCGUGGCGACAGACCUCAACGAGCGGCAGUUGGCCCAGGCCCCGACGGUGGAGAAUGUGACCUACCGCCAAGGAACGGCAGAGACACUGGACUUCGCAGACGACACCUUCGACCUCGUGACCAUCGCUCAGGCGCUGCAUUGGUUCGACCUGCGCCGCUUCUACGCCGAAGCGACGAGGGUCCUGAAGCCACACGGGACCCUGGCGGCGUGGGUGUACGAGCGGACGUUCUUUGACGGCAACCCGGCGGCAAACGAAGCCAUGCACGACAUUCUGACGCGCAAAUUGGGACCUUACUGGGCUGACAAAUGCGAUUUGGUGCACAAGCGGUACGAAGGCGCGGAGCCAACGCCCGACGAGUUUCGAGUUUGCGAGAUGAGGACAGUGGACCUGACCAGCGACACUACAGUGGCCAACCUGGCCGGCUACAUGUCAUCGUGGUCAGCAUACAACACAUACAUGAAGGCCAACCCGCGGGCUGAAGACCCGCUGGAGGCGUUCAAGGCUGCCGUGCUGGCGUCCCUCUCUGGUGCCCAGGACGAUUCUGUCGUGGUACGCGUCACGACCCCCAUGCACUUGUUGCUGGCGAGAGAGCCUGUGAAGAAUUGA
Ostreobium quekettii is the source of this 840-nucleotide messenger RNA. Lineage: Eukaryota; Viridiplantae; Chlorophyta; Ulvophyceae; Bryopsidales; Ostreobiaceae. The record is from the annotation of a GenBank genome assembly.